Molecule: messenger RNA, 3585 nt
Organism: Medioppia subpectinata
Lineage: Eukaryota; Metazoa; Arthropoda; Arachnida; Sarcoptiformes; Oppiidae
Source: the annotation of a GenBank genome assembly
UGUGUUAAUAAAUACUUAAUAACAAUGGAAGUGGAAAGUAAAAUAACCAAAAAAUCUAGAUGGGAUUCAAUAAGCUUUUUACAAAAAUUAUUUUUAACUUGGGUUUACCCUCUAUUCUGGAAAGGCUGGCGAACAGAGAGUCUAUCGUACGAACCCUUGAGCCGAUGCUCUAAAGACGAUGAGGCGCUUGUAGUGGUUCAACAAUUGGAAAGAAAUUGGGACAUUGAACUCCGUAAGCGUAAACCUAAAUUCUGGUGGGCGUUGCUUAAAACUUUUGGCCUACAGUUUAUAAUCCCGGUCACUAUUUUUGGCAUCGGGGAAUGUGUAGUACGAAUUGGUCAGCCCCUACUUUUAGGUUUUGUGAUUGACUAUUUCAGCGGGGCCAAUUACAUGAGCUACCAACAUGCCUGUAUGGCUGCGGGUGGUAUUGUAGUUUGCUCAGCCCUGUACAUCACUCUACACCACCCGUGCCUAAUGCGUAACCUACAGGUGGGCAUGAGAUUGCGUAACGCGUGCACUACUCUCAUGUACCAAAAGUCUUUAAAACUGAGUCAAUCAUCGCUGGCGAAGACAACUGUCGGCCAAAUAAUCAAUAUUAUGUCCAACGAUGUCAACCGGUUUGAUGAGUUUGCAAUUUCAAUGACAUGCGUGAUUGUGGGGCCCAUACAAGCCGUACUAGUUAUUUAUAUAACAUGGACAUAUUUGGGCAAUUCAACGGCGGUGGGACUGGGCCUGUUUGUGCUAUACAUACCAUUCCAGUUGAUCAUGGGUAAACUAUUUUCGCGCUGCAGACAAAAAACGGCAAAAUUAACGGAUGCCCGAUUACGGCUAAUGAACGAGAUUAUUGCUGGUAUGAGAGUGAUCAAGAUGUACACAUGGGAGCAGUCAUUUUCGGACUUGGUGUCCCAAGCUAGAAAGUUAGAGGUGAAUGACAUACGCAAAGUGUGUUACUUAAAAGCGAUCAAUCUGUCACUAUUCCUGAUCGCCACCAAGAUUAUAUUGUUUUGCUGUUUCCUAACCUAUGUACUAUUAGGCCACGCUCUUAGCUCUAAGAGCGUGUUUGUCACAAUGGCCCUGUUCAAUAUGCUCCGAAUCACAUUAACCUGGAUAUUUCCCCAGGGUAUAGCCCAAGGGGCCGAGCUACUGGUCACUUGUCGUAGGAUACAGAGCUCACUGUUAAUGGCACUGCUCCGGGAACUGGAGCUAUUGAGUGGGUCUAUUCAUAUCGACGGCACCGUUAGUUACUCAGCACAAGAGCCGUGGAGUUUCAACAAUAGUGUCCGAAAUAACAUAUUGUUUGGCCGGGAAUACGACGAACGCCGGUAUAGAGAUGUGGUACGAGUGGCUGCACUCGAACGGGACUUAAAGAUAUUCCCGUUCGGCGAUCGGACACUAGUGGGCGAAAAGGGUGUGUCACUCAGUGGUGGUCAAAAAGCCAGAAUAACGUUAGCAAGAUCUCUGUACAGAAACGCCGACAUAUGCCUUAUGGACGACCCGUUAUCGGCUGUGGACGCGGCCGUUGCCGAACAUAUAUUUGAACAGUGUAUAGUGGACUACUUGGGGCCCAAAAUCCGAAUACUAGUUACACAUCAAAUCCAAUUCAUACGAAAGGCUACGAAAAUCCUUGUGUUAGACGACGGAAAGUGUUUAGCUUUGGGAACGUUUGACGAACUGUUGGCCAAAGGCUUAGACUUUAUGGCACUAAUCGACGGCGACGACGAGGACGCGGACGCAGUGGUGGCCGAAAGCGAGGGCUCGAGUAAACAAACCUCUGUUAUUGAGGCCCAGGAGGAGGAGGAGGCGCCCCAAAUACAGGACGAACAACAGACAGUGGGCUCAAUCGGGGGUCGGGUGUACUGGGAGUACAUCAGAGCCGGCUGUGGUAUAAUACUGGGCACACUUACUAUACUGUCCACCUGUAUAUCGCAGACAAUUUUUCACGCGUCGGAUCUAUGGCUAAUGCAAUGGACUAACAAUGAGGAAACACAGUCGAAAGAGAAAAAUAAUUUCGCCCUGAUCAUUUACUCAGUACUAAUUGUGGCGCUACUGCUGUCAACAAUGGUCCGGUCAAUGACAUGGUUUGCCAUUUGUAUGAUUGCCUCUAAACGUCUGCACAACACUAUAUUCAUACGGCUAUUGAGGGCACCGAUGGCUGUGUUUGAUAACAAUCCCAUUGGUCGUAUACUAAAUCGAUUCACUAAGGAUCUGGGUAUUAUUGACGAGAUGUUGCCAUCCACAUCAUUUGAUUUGAAUCUGACCGUAUCGCAAGCAAUAGGCAUACUAGUGGUGGUGUAUAAUAAACCCCUAUUUAAUAAUACCGGGUGUAGUGCUGUUUGCGCUGACAAUAGCCGUCCGCGGGCUCGUAGUCCAGUGUAUUCACACGUGAGCACCACACUUAACGGGUUGGCCAGUAUCAGAGCUUACGGCGCUCAACAGGCAUUUUGUAACCAGUUUUACACCUACCAAAACGACCAUAGUGCUACCUGGUUUGUUUUGCUGGGCGCGUCGCGUACGCUGGGACUAAUUGCCGAUUGGUUGUGUGUCAUCUAUUUAGCUGCCGUGGCCGCCGUUAUAAUGGCAUUCCAACAUGGAAUCUCUAGUGGUAACGCUGGUCUGGCAUUUGCAUCAGCCCUUAUGCUGACGGGUCAGACACAGUUCGGUGUGAGACAGUCGGCAGAGUUGGAGAGUCAGAUGACUUCAGUCGAGCGCAUCAUUGAGUACACAAAACUACCGCAAGAGGCGGACCUACUGUCCACUGAUCAGAACCGACCGAAACCCCAGUGGCCACAGACCGGGGGUAUAGUCUUAGACCACAUGUCGCUCAUCUACGACAGCGCACCCGACAAACCGGUGCUCAAAGACAUCACUUGUGAGAUAAGGGGCGGCGAGAAGAUCGGUAUCGUUGGCCGGACGGGUGCGGGCAAGUCGUCCGUCAUAUCGGCGUUGUUCCGUAUGGUUGAGCCCACGGGUCGUAUAGUCAUCGAUGGUGUGGACACCAAAGUCAUUGGUUUGCAUGACUUGCGUCGGGCGCUGGCAAUCAUACCUCAGGAACCGGUAGUGUUUUCGGGUACAAUGCGCCGCAAUUUGGACCCCUUUGGCCAGUACUCGGACCCCGAAAUGUGGGCGGCUCUGGAGGAGGUGCAGCUCCGGGCGGUUGUGGAUGAGCUGCCCGGACGACUGGACGCCGAGCUUAGUGAAGGGGGCUCUAAUUUUAGUGUAGGUCAGCGCCAGUUAGUGUGCUUAGCCCGGGCUAUACUGCGCCACAAUAGGGUACUAGUGCUCGACGAGGCGACCGCUAAUGUUGACCACCAAACCGAUGCACUCAUACAGACGAGUAUACGGACCCACUUUCACGACUGCACUGUACUUACGAUAGCCCAUAGGCUUAACACUAUUAUCGAUUGCGAUAGAGUUAUGGUGCUGGACGCUGGACAACUUUUAGAGUUUGACUCUCCGCACAGUCUACUCGAGAAAAAGGGCUUAUUCUAUGACAUGUGCCAAAAGACUGGCCCCGAUAUGUAUCAGCACUUGGCUGUAGCGGCUCGCGAGGCAUUUGCCAAAAACUUACCACGCUCAUAUUUGUAA